Messenger RNA from Ectocarpus siliculosus, 1442 nucleotides. NCBI's taxonomy places the organism in Eukaryota, Phaeophyceae, Ectocarpales, Ectocarpaceae. The record is from the annotation of a GenBank genome assembly.
AUGUGGCUCGUCUGAAUCGUAGGCGUGCAGACGAAAGGGUAUACCCACAUCUUCCUCGCUCCGAUUUGCCGUAGUACCCCUUCUGUUCAUUGUUUGUGGUGCUCCAUCUUGUCGAGAAAAAAUUGCGGGAACGCGGAGAGCUACGGCUGCAGGAACAACCGCAGCAGCAGCCGAGGCGAUAAAUCAACAUGUUUUCCAACCCCCAGGAGCUUCGCGAGCGCGCGAUGCGGGCCCAGCAGGGAAAGAAAGACGACACUACUUCGUUGGAGUCUAAGCCGAGCGCGGAGGAGGCCUCAGACGAAGGCGCCGCCGCCGCCGCCGCCGCCCCUGCCGCCGAUGCCGGCGUGGAGGAGCAGCAGACGCCAGCAGCAGCAGGUGGGAAGGGCGGGGACGAGGGCGAAGCAUCCCCGCCCUUGAUGACGCCCGAGCAGGUGGAGGAGUUCUUCAAGAGUACGAUGGCCAGGUUAACGUCGCCCGAGGAGCGAGAGGACAUCAAAUCCAAGGUUACGGUCGACGUUCGGAUCCCGGCUCUGCUGAUCAAGAUCCAGCACGAGGAGCUGGAGAAGAUGGGGGUGAGCAAGAAGGACGGGCAGCAGGCGCUGAACGGGUACACGAGGACCACGGCGGCGGGGGACAAGGAGGCUCACCAGAGGGUGGAGGACUUCACGCACACCGUCUAUGCUACGUUUACGGCGGUAGCUCGGAGUGUGACCGCAGGGGAUAGGCCGGACCAGCGCACGUUCAUCGAGGUGCUGCGCGAUAUGGAGCCGGCGGAGGAAGAAACGGAGGCAAAGCUUACCCCUGCGCAGAUCAUGGAGUUUUUCGAGGCCUGCGACACACUGCUCGCGCUACCAGAAACGAAGGAGUCGCUGCGAAAAGAGUUCCUCGAGACGCAGGUCCCGCCGGACGAGACCAUCGUGGGGAUGCAGAGGAGCAUGCUGCGCACCCUUGGCUUCUCCCCGGACCAUGGGGUGGCCUGCUUGAAUGCCUUCUCGAAGGACUUCCCCGACGACGAGAAGCUGCAGAUGCGCCUGCAGCAGUUUAUGCGAUGCGCGAGCAUGGCGCGGCAGGAGGCCAUGCUUGGUAAGGAGGAGUUGACCAAGAGGAUGCACGUGCACCAGGCUACCGCGAUGAAGGAGCACAAGAUGGCGAUGGAGCUGAGUGCUCUGGACGAGGCGGGCAGGGCCGACCUGACCAAGAGGGUGUCGGAGAUGCAGCGCAGGCACGCCCUGGCGGUGAUGACGCUCACCACCCAGGAGGAGCGCCUCGCGUACAUCAAGGGCAUCCCCACCGAAGAGCAGUGGGACAUCGCCAAGCUCAAGAUGCUCACCAGGCACCUCAAGAUGGCGCAAGACGGCGGCCACGACCACGGCCACGCACAUGGACAGCCGGGCACAGCAGCUGCUCAAGGGCAGAGCGGUUCGCGCGACCAGGGUUCUUGA